AGAAAGAGAGAGAGGGAGAGAGAGAAGGAGGAAAAAAAGCACUACGCCGGACAAAAGCGUAUGAGAAGACGACCAAGGUCCUCGGAGACUGAGAAGAGCUUUGGCGUCCAGUGACUAGCCUGAGCUCUGUGUGUGUGUGUGUGUGUGUGUGUGCGUGUAGAAUGCGUGUUUACUGCGCGCGUGUUUGUAGGAGGACGUCGGGACAGACGCUUUUCACACGUUUUUACAGUGUCGGAUUUAGAGGAGCGCAGAUUUCAUCCAGGAGGAUCUGAGUUUGUGCAGUGACCUGAAGGAGGGGAAAAAACACAUCGUUCUGUUUUUCUGUCUUUGCAGUUUGUUCUCCAAGAACAGUUUGGACGGAUCAAUAACAAUAAAUAACAGCAACAACAACAAUAAAAAAGAAAGAAAACUUCUGCGGAUUUUUUUGCGACGCUCCCAUUUGGCAAUGCUGUUCUCUAUAAAGGAUCAGUAACUUUUUCCCUGUUUUUUUUUUUUGUACAUCUGCUUAUUUAUUUUUGCUCCUUUUUGCCCACUUCUGGAAUUUGGAAUAGUGAACUUUUAAGGGGAAAAGUCUGGAAAGAAGAAAAGGAAGAAGAAUUCGCUGGUUUUCACUCGUUCAUGCGGAUUAAGAAGCUCAGCGCUCAGGGCCGCAGGAGUUACUGGAUCCUUCCAGCGAGUUUCAGUUCAUGAGCUGCCGUCUGCAGUUCAUGGUCGGGUGGAGGCCCUCAGAUGGGAUCAGUGUCCAGGGGGAGGUGGAGGAAAGGGGGAUGGGGAGGUGUGUCCGUCACUGACGCCAUGUCCACCUGGCCAUGGCUUACGGUUGUGCUUCUGCUGGUGAGCCUGGCAGCGAGUGUCCGAGCACGGCCGCCCAUCGUGCCCAGCGAAGAGGAGGAGGCUGCUGUUGCUGAUGAGCCUUCCAUCAAUUCCAAGAGCUCAAAGGCCACCGUGUGCUCGGUGCACCCAGGAGACAUUGUGAAGCUGAACUGCCCGCUGCCCGAGGCAGCUGCCAUCGUGUGGACCAAAGACGGCACCUCGCUUAUUCCGGACAACCGUACGCUCAUUGAACGCGAGCAGCUGCACAUCCGCCAUGCUGCACCGACCGACUCGGGCCUGUACGCAUGCCAGGCUACUGGCGCUAAGGCCACUGAUGCGGUUUGCUUCAUUGUUAAUGUCACAGAUACCAUCUCAUCCGGUGACGAUCAGGACGACGCUGAGCGAUCGGAUGAUGUCGGGGCAGACACCGAACAGAUGCGGCCUCCACACUGGACGUCACCAGAAAAAAUGGAGAAAAAGCUCCAUGCAGUACCAGCAGCCAACACGGUGAAGUUCCGAUGUGCAGCGGGGGGAAAUCCAAUGCCGAUGCUACACUGGCUGAAAAAUGGCAGACCGUUCCGGCCAGAGGACCGCAUGGGUGGCUAUAGGGUCCGACACCAGCACUGGACUUUGAUCAUGGAGAGUGUGGUUCCUUCUGACAAAGGCAACUACACCUGUGUUGUGGAGAACAAAUAUGGCUCGAUAAACCACACCUACACCCUAGACGUAGUUGAACGUUCUCCACACCGGCCCAUUCUCCAGGCAGGUCUGCCAGCCAACGUCACGGUGCAUGUGGGAGAGGAUGCUCGCUUUGUGUGUAAGGUGUACAGCGAUGCCCAGCCUCACAUCCAGUGGCUACAUCACAUCACGAAGAACGGCAGUCGCUACGCUCCCAAUGGAGACCCUUAUGUCCGUGUCCUCAAGACGGCAGGUGUAAACACCACGGAUAAAGAAAUUGAGGUCCUCUUCCUGCCCAACGUUACUUUCAAGGAAGCUGGUGAAUAUACGUGUUUGGCGGGUAACUCUAUUGGGAUCUCCUAUCACUCUGCUUGGUUGACGGUUCUUCCAGCUGAGACAGACAUCUCAGAGCCUGAUUAUCCUCCGGACUACGUAGAGAUCGCCAUCUACUGCAUCGGAGUGUUCCUCAUCGCCUGCAUGGUGGUCAUCGUAGUCGUCUGCAGAAUGCGGACGUCAAUCAAGAAGCCUGAUUUCGGAGGCCAACCCGCCGUCCACAAGCUGACCAAACAGAUCCCACUGCGCCGCCAGGUAACAGUUUCAGCCGACUCGAGCUCUUCCAUGAGCUCCAGUACGCCGCUGGUCAGGAUCACGACGCGCAGAAGCUCUGAGCACGAGCACAUGAUCCCUGAGUAUGAGCUUCCCGAAGAUCCUCGCUGGGAAUUCUCCAGAGACAAGCUGACGCUGGGUAAGCCACUAGGCGAAGGCUGUUUCGGCCAGGUGGUGAUGGCCGAAGCGCUGGGCAUCGAUAAGGACAAACCUAAAGAAGCCGUUACCGUAGCAGUCAAGAUGUUGAAAGACGACGCGACGGAAAAGGACCUCUCGGACCUGGUGUCAGAGAUGGAGAUGAUGAAGAUGAUUGGCCGGCACAAAAACAUCAUCAACUUGCUGGGAGCGUGCACACAGGACGGUCCACUUUAUGUGAUAGUGGAGUACGCAUCCAAAGGGAACCUGAGGGAGUACCUGAGGGCCAGGCGACCACCAGGGAUGGAGUACUCGUACGACAUCGCGCGCGUUUCUGAAGAGCCCCUCACCUUUAAAGAUCUGGUUUCGUGCACUUAUCAAGUGGCCCGCGGCAUGGAGUAUUUAGCCUCUCAGAAGUGUAUACACAGAGACCUCGCUGCCAGAAACGUGUUGGUCACAGAGAGCAACGUGAUGAAGAUCGCAGACUUCGGCUUGGCCAGGGACGUCCACAACAUCGAUUACUAUAAAAAGACCACCAACGGUCGCUUGCCGGUGAAGUGGAUGGCUCCCGAGGCGCUUUUCGACCGCGUAUACACACACCAGAGCGACGUAUGGUCGUUCGGCGUGCUCAUGUGGGAGAUCUUCACAUUGGGGGGCUCACCGUACCCCGGAAUUCCUGUGGAAGAGCUCUUCAAACUCCUAAAGGAGGGACACCGUAUGGACAAACCAGCCAACUGCACCAACGACCUGUAUAUGAUGAUGAAAGACUGUUGGCACGCAAUCUCUUCACAGAGGCCUACAUUCAAGCAGCUGGUGGAGGAUUUGGACCGUAUUCUCACGCUGGCAAGCCAAGAGGAAUACAUUGACCUGUGCGCUCCGACUGAGCAGUACUCGCCGUGUUUCCCGGACACUCGCAGCUCCUGCUCGUCUGGAGACGACUCGGUGUUCUCUCACGAGCCCUUACCGGACGAGCCGUGCCUUCCCAAAUACCAGCACAUCAACGGUGGCAUAAAAACAUGAGGCUCCUCGAAGCACAUGCUAAUAGCAGUGGAAGAUGUGUGACUCCUCAAACUUGUCUUCCUCUAGGGUUUUUUUUUGGCCUCGUUUCCCUCCCUCACUGCUCCUGCUGGACUUACGGAGCAUGGGAUGGGAUGCAGGGAUUCCCGGCAAUGCUGCUGUCAUUUAAGAUGAACUAGUACGAGUGUGAUGGUACACAAAAUGUACACACACACACACACACACACACACACACACACACACACACAAACACACAAACGUUACCAAGCUCUUAAAUAGGGAUUGUGGACCCAAUAUAUAUAUUUUUUUUAUUUGACUGAAAGACUGAAAGGUUAUUUCCAAGGGUCCUCUCUCUCUCUCUCUCUCUCUCUCUCUCUCUCUCUCUCUGUCUCUCUCUCUCUCUCUCAGUUCCUUUUGUUUGGUUUUUACUUUUAUUUUGCUUUGUGUUCUCGACGUUCUUCAGCGUUCUGGCCAGUGAUUCCACGGUGCAGCUUUGCAUUCCAAGGACUCUUCAUUACUGAGAAAAGGACCACACAAAAUAAUAACGAGCAAGAGGCUAAAAGGGAGAAAAACAGGAAACUUGUUAAAAAGGAAAUCUCCAGCUAGCACAUAAAAGGACAUCAAAUCAGCUACACUGCUUUUUACUAUUUUUAAAAGAAUUUUUUUUGUUCACAUUCCGUUUUUUAUAUUGAUAACACAGUUAUCAAAUGAAAGCCCAUGCAGUUAUUCUUAAAGGAUAAAAAAAUACAUGGUAUAUAGUUUUGGGUAUAUUUUGUAAAUAUAUUAAAAUAUGUAAGAUAUAUAAAUUUAUAUAUAAAUAUUAUAUUUACAAUGAAUUAUUUUUUGUAUGGACUCCUAAAUAAUUUCUUUUUGUUGUUUACUUUCUUCGAGUGAACAAAUGUCCUGGCAAUGAUUUUUUUUUUUUUUGAACAUUGUAUUUUUGUUUUUUUAUUCUACAACAUUCCCAGAAAUAUGUUCACUCACACACAAACACACACAAAACCUACAAAGAAACCUGUCUUAACUUCACUUGCUGACAAAGCAUUGGCUUUCAGGGAAAGACUUAAAGAGCACGUUAAUUUAUUGACUAAUUGUUUAAAAAAUAAAAAAUAAAUAAAUCAGUACAAUAAUGAAAAGAUGAAUUAAGUACAUUAGUAAAAAUUAUACAUAAUGAAUUUUGUUUAACUUAAAAGAGAUGUUUCGUUGACGUGAUGGUACAAAGAAUAUUUUUUGUAGUGGGUACUCAGCACAUUCAUGCUUCCAAUGUUUUUAUAUACACAAAUGUGAAUAUUAAGUUAAAUAUAAAAUAACGUACAUUUUUAUAGCCAGCUAAUCCCUUGUUUUUGUAGAGGAUCUUGUUUUAACCAGCUAAUUUUACUCCAUGCCAACGUUUUGCAUUUGAAUGUUUCAGUAUAAAUUCAGAUUUUAUUAUUUUUUUUUAAAUGGGAUCAAGAAUUAUUUUUGCAGAAACACCCGUUAGCCUUAUGUUCAUUGAUUAGAGGUACAAGAUAGUUUCCAGAAUCCUUCACCCACGCAUACACAAAUAUCCACAGGCAAAAGUAUUACAAUUUGUGCAAGUGUUCAUUUUCAUUAUCUACCUGACAGAUGAGAUGAUAUUGUUCUCAACAAGUGUUCCUGAUAGAUUUGCAAAAUUAAAGAUGAAAAAAUGAAAA
Clarias gariepinus (North African catfish) is the source of this 4922-nucleotide messenger RNA. RefSeq names its product fibroblast growth factor receptor 2 (gene fgfr2). The record is from RefSeq and is a predicted model, not a curated record. Gene Ontology annotation, biological process: multicellular organism development; fibroblast growth factor receptor signaling pathway; positive regulation of cell population proliferation. NCBI's taxonomy places the organism in Eukaryota, Metazoa, Chordata, Actinopteri, Siluriformes, Clariidae. The coding region runs from base 730 to 3252 and encodes 840 amino acids. Gene Ontology annotation, molecular function: fibroblast growth factor receptor activity; ATP binding; fibroblast growth factor binding. Gene Ontology annotation, cellular component: membrane; signaling receptor complex. The transcript is spliced from 18 exons.